AUUGAGACGAGCGACCAUGAAGGAACCAAUGCCCCACUCGUUUUCUUUCUUUACCAUGAGUAGGACUCUCAUGGAUAUGGAGAAGGAGAAGCCUUCCCUCAAUAAAAUACUUAUGGGUAUGCCAUUUAAAGCUACCAGGUUAAUCAUCACGUGUUGCAGUUUGGCAUUUCAUCACGCUUGGCCUCCUCAUCUAGAAGCUAUUACGAAUGGUGUUAUUAUUAUUGUCUAUUUUGUCUACAUAAAGUCUAGAAGAGAGGGUAAGCACGAGGGUCAAGUCCAGCGAACCGAUACAACCCUCUGCUAUGUCCGGUAGUGACAGUCUGAUGUGCGCGUCCGUUCGAUUCAUACGAGUUUUUCCGCACCCUCUAGUUACAACUUUAUUUCCACGCGAUUGUAGCAUAUCAAAUAGAAUAUUCUAUUUUUUACUUUCAUACAUCAAGGAAAAUAAUCAGGGUGACGGAUGGUGCUGCUGAAAACUCCGUCACCGCAACGCGGCGACAGCCAAAGAUCUAAAAAUCAGCCCCCAAAACUAGCAGAUUCAACUCGUCGAUCGCGUGGUAAUAGUCCAAGUGAAAGAUCAAACGUAUCUCGUGGCAACAGUCCUUCCAAAGCUACUUCUUCUGGAUCUAAGAAUAAGUCAUCGAACUCUUGGACGUCAAAAAGAUCAGAAUCAGGAAGCAUCGAACGACUGAGCGAUGGAGACAGAAAGAUAGUAGCUUCGAAACACCUUCUCCCUGAAGACAACAUCAAUGUCGUUGUUAGAGUCAGGCCAUUAAAUGAGAAAGAAAUAAAAGCUGGUGAUAAAUUUGCUGUUCAGUUUCCUGGUGAUGGACAGAUACAAUGCGAUACAUUACCUAAUAGCAAUGAAAAAACUAAACUUUUUUCUUAUAAUGUCGUUUUUGAACCUAUUGCAAGCCAAGAAGAUGUUCUUCAGUAUUCUGGAAUUAAAAAACUCAUUGACAUGGGUGUGGAGGGAUUUAGCUGCACAGUUUUUUGUUAUGGACAAACUGGAAGUGGAAAAACUCAUACACUGACGGGCCCACCAGGCUUGUUUGAUCAUGUGGAUCACUACUCUGAAGACCAUGGAUUAGUCUUUCGUUCAUUUGUUUAUCUUUUUAAAAUCCUGCAAGAACGACAAGGAUGCAACUUUGUCCUCAAGGCUUCCUUUCUUGAAAUUUAUAAUGAAAAAAUUAUGGAUUUACUUAAUCUAGGGUCAUCAAAAAAAUCUCUGCCAGUUCGGUGGAGCAAAAAAACUCGUGGAUUUUUUGUAGAAAAUCUUUUCACUGUUGAAUGUGAAGAGCUGGAUGAUUUAUUAAGUGUUUUAGAAGAAGGCAUGAAAAAUCGAGCAGUUGGUGCACAUAAUAUGAAUGAACAUUCAAGUAGAAGUCACACGGUUCUUACAGUGCAUAUCAGGUCUGAGCAACAAAUGGAGAACGGCGUGUUCAUUUCCAAGCAAGGAAAAAUUAAUUUCGUUGAUUUAGCUGGUAGCGAAAUGACUAAAAAAACAAAUAGCGAGGGAAAAACACUUGAAGAGGCCAAUAAUAUCAACAAAAGUCUCAUGGUUUUAGGAUAUUGUAUUGCUUCUUUGAGCGAUAGCAAACGAAAGAAUGGACACAUUCCUUAUCGAGACAGUAAAUUAACUAAACUACUAGCUGAUAGCUUGGCGGGAAAUGGAGUUACGUUAAUGAUUGCCUGUGUAUCUCCAGCGCGUUCGAAUUUAAGUGAAACUUUGAAUACCCUGAGAUAUGCAGCUCGAGCAAAGAGAAUUCGCACAAAACCAAUUGUAGUGAUGGAUCCCAGGGAAGCAUUAAUUCUUAGUCUAAAAAGAGAAGUUGAUGCUUUACAAAUGGAGAAUGAUCAUUUGAAAUCAACUCUACAUAUUGGAAAUAAAACUUACAUCCGGAAAAAUGCUGAAUCUAAAGAAGAUAAACGAGUCGCUGCCACACCACCUCAAGUUGAUCUUGACAAGUUAGCUGAAUUGGACAACCCGGAAUUAAGUCAGUUAGUUCAGGCUUAUCUCAUCGAGAAUGAAGCAUUACGACGAGAAAAUGCUGAGCUUUAUGCAACGCGUGAUCAAAUCAUUAGAGACCAGGAACUUGUUUGUCGUGAGAAUGAAAGGCUACUGAAAAAGUUGGAAGAUGUUAAUUCAGUUUGCUGUCGUUCACCGAUAAUUCCAGCUCGACCAACAUACUCAGCAGAAAUGUUAAGUAAUUUAUCAAACGAUGAUCUUCCUGGAGCAACUAAUGUAUGGACGAAUCCGAAUUCAGAGACGGAAUUGAUUCGUCCUACUGUAAAAAAAGUAGCUGGUACGGUAAUGCCUCAGAAAGUUUUAAAAGAACUUGAUAAAAGAAUUGUUGGAAGUUUUAAUAAUAUUGCGGAAACAUACAAAGACAAGAGUCAUCAUCGUCGAUAUAACUCCUGGGAUAAUGGAAAUAAUUCAGUUGAAAGUCCUGAUCAAAAUGGAUCUCUUAUUGAUAUCAGUCAUUCAAAGAAAUCAGCAUUUAGAAGAACGUCAACAGUACCUGAAGAAAUGACAUCGAAAUCUGGAGAAAUGUUAAGCUCUCACAUACCAACAUCUCAUUCAUUGGAUGGUACUCCAGAUUCGCUUUUAAGUGGACCAUUGAUGGAAGGUCCCAUUUCUGCUCCAAAUACAGGGGAUUCAGUGGCACCGACAACACCAUUCCCACCUAUAUCUCGUUCGACUUCGCCUGUAAUUAUAAAAAAAGAAGAUCGAGUUGUACACAAAGUUUUUGGUAGUCCAGUUCCUAUAGAUAGAGAUGAUUUUUAAUCUGCAAUGAAUUAAUCAUUAAUGUCUGUGGCUACUUAUGGCCUACGUUAGGCUAGAUAAUUAUGAAUAAUGAUUUAAUUAUUUUUUAAUCAAUUAUUUGAUUAUUUAAUUAUAUAUUUAUUUGUAAAUUGUGAAUAUUUUGAA
Molecule: messenger RNA, 2932 nt
Organism: Chelonus insularis
Lineage: Eukaryota; Metazoa; Arthropoda; Insecta; Hymenoptera; Braconidae
Product: kinesin-like protein KIF12
Exons: 10
Coding region: 461-2788 (775 amino acids)
Biological process (GO): mitotic spindle organization; microtubule-based movement; spindle elongation
Cellular component (GO): microtubule associated complex
Molecular function (GO): microtubule motor activity; ATP binding; microtubule binding
Source: RefSeq, a predicted model, not a curated record